Molecule: messenger RNA, 1518 nt
Organism: Cinclus cinclus
Lineage: Eukaryota; Metazoa; Chordata; Aves; Passeriformes; Cinclidae
Product: patatin-like phospholipase domain-containing protein 2
Exons: 9
Coding region: 1-1518 (505 amino acids)
Biological process (GO): positive regulation of triglyceride catabolic process; lipid homeostasis; triglyceride catabolic process
Cellular component (GO): lipid droplet; membrane; cytoplasm
Molecular function (GO): triacylglycerol lipase activity
Source: RefSeq, a predicted model, not a curated record
AUGCUGGACCACGAGGGCGGCUGGAGCGUGUCCUUCGCCGGCUGCGGCUUCCUGGGCGUCUACCACAUCGGCGCCGCCACUUGCUUGCAGGAGCGCGCCCCGCACGUCAUCCGCGACGCGCGGCACAUCUACGGCGCCUCCGCCGGGGCGCUGGCCGGCGCCGUCCUCGUCGGGGGCGGCUCUCUGGCUCAGGCUUGUGCAGAUGUUCUGGCAUUAGCCAAAGAAGCUAGAAAGCGAAAUCUUGGUCCUCUUCAUCCUUCCUUUAAUGUGAUAAAGAUAAUAAGAGAUGGGCUGAUGAGAAAUCUUCCAGAGAACACACACCAGUUGUCAUCAGGCAGACUGUGCAUUUCACUAACCAGAGUAUCAGAUGGCAAAAAUGCCUUGAUAUCUAAUUUCAACUCUAAAGAAGAAGUUAUACAGGCUUUAAUCUGUAGUUCAUUUGUCCCUAUUUAUUGUGGCCUCAUUCCACCAUCAUUUAGAGGUGUGCGCUACGUGGAUGGAGGAAUCAGUGACAACUUGCCUCACUAUGAGUGUAAGAACACCAUCACAGUGUCCCCUUUUGCUGGGGAGUGUGACAUCUGUCCCAAGGGAAAGUCAGCCAACUUCCAUGAGAUGAAUGUGACCAACACCAGCAUUCAGUUCAGCCUGGGCAACCUUUACCGUUUAACACAGGCACUCUUUCCACCUGAACCUAAGGUACUCGGAGAGAUCUGUGAGCAGGGAUAUUUGGAUGCUCUUAAGUUCUUGAAGGAGAAUGGUAUUCUAAAUGACUCAAUUUAUAUCCACUUAUCCUUCACAAAAAGAAACCCUCAUGAGGCUGCACAGCAACACAUGGACCAUAUGAAGAGAAGAAAAUUGACAGAAAAUAGCAGAGUAGAAACUUUGAAAAUGACCACCUUAAAUGACCAGCUAAAGCAAAAUCCAUGGCCUUUGGAGAAGAGCAUAUUUGAGAGUCUACCUCCCAGACUUCGUAAAGCACUGCAGGAAGCUUGCAAAGAACAGAAUGGAUUCUAUGCUCAGUUCUCUAAACUCUUCCCCAUGAGGGUGAUAUCCUACCUGAUGCUGCCAUACACACUCCCAGUGGAGUCUGCUUACUCAGUUGCUUUACGGUUGGUGAACUGGUUUCCUGACAUGCCUGCUGACAUUCGAUGGAUGCAGGAGCAGCUUUUUCGGAUUGCUGCCACAGUUUAUGCCCAGGCUAAAAGCAAGCUCUUCUGUACAGCCAGGAAAGAUCAUUAUGAAUCACUAAAAAAAUGUCAAACCGUCCCAUCUACAGUGGAAUUUCGUUCUUCGUACUGCCACCUUAAAAUGCCUCACUCUGCUGCACACAUUGAGAGCUGGCUCUGGGAAUCUUCAUGCUUCAUGCACUCAGCUAUGAAAAAUGCUCCUGCUGAUAUCCAGGAACACUCAGACUUAAAGUCCUAUCCUAAUUUCCUCCCAAACCCUGAUGAGUCUGCGUUGGAAAUAGAUGUUGACUCUUCCUCAGAGACAAGUUUCCAAACUGCUCCAGAAUAUUAA